AUGUCCCGACGAACACCAAUUAAAGCCCGUGUAAAAGUGUGUAAUAAAUCUGUGUUUCACCUUCAAGAUAAAAAGGCUGAUGAAAAUGAACUAUCAAUUGGCUUAAUUAAAUCGGCUAAGCGUACAGGACAGCUGAGCUUAUGCAACCGGGGUUUGGGCACUGUACCUGAAAAUGUUUGGAAAAUUGAUGAACUUGUUAUGGACGAUACUAGAGAGGUAGACUUUGCCAGAUCAGAUCAAGGUAAUUGGUGGAACUGUGAACCUUUAAAAAUGUUAGACCUCAGUUCCAAUGUCGUUAACACUAUAUCUCCGAAUGUCAAGCUGCUGCAAGAACUUGUUACACUCAAGUUGCAUGACAAUGCAUUGACAUCUUUACCAGCAGAAUUAGGGCAGUUAAAAAAUUUAUCAAAUCUAAGCUUAGAUCAUAACAAAAUAAAAGAGUUGCCAAUAGAAUUUUAUAAACUAACAGAAUUGCGAUGGCUAAGCAUAUCUCAUAAUGAAUUAAACAUAAUUCAAGCUGAUUUUGGAGAUUUGGUUAUGCUCACAUUUUUGGACCUCUCCCACAAUAAGUUACCAUCUCUGCCACCUGGUAUGGGAUAUCUGGUAAGGCUAGUGGAACUUAAUUUGUCACACAAUGAACUUAUGGAACUACCACCAGAUAUUGUUAAUUUGAGAGAUUUGAAAAAAUUUAAUAUUAGCAAUAAUAAUUUGAAGAAGCUACCAGCAAUGGGUGAGUUAAGAAAAAUGGAAAUACUUGAUGCAAAUCAUAAUGACAUUGAACAGUUGCCUGAUUUCUAUGGGUGCACAGCAUUAAAGGAAAUAUAUUUAGCAAACAAUUUUAUAAAGGAAAUUACUGAAGAAUUUUGCGACCAAAUACAACAUUUGAAUGUGUUAAAUAUAAGGGAUAACAAAUUGGAAGCAAUACCAGAAAACAUAUCAUUGCUGAAGAAACUAAAGAGACUUGAUUUGACAAAUAAUAAUUUAAAUAAGUUACCGCGUAAUCUAGGUUUGUUGUCCCAGUUACAAAGUAUUAGUAUGGAGGGCAACAAAUUGUCAUUCGUGCGUCAGGACGUGAUUCGAGGGGGAACUGACCGCAUGAUGAAAUACUUACGGGAUCGCAUCACAGAGGAAGUUGUUGGGGAGACCAGAUACGAAUCUGAGUGGCCAGAUAAGUACACGUUAAAAAAAAGUCAGUCUCUGACGGUGCCAUCCCGUGAUCUGACCUUAAUACCCGACGAAGUGUUCCGAACUGCGGCAGAAGCUGAAGUUCAUAUCGUGGAUAUAUCGAGGAACAAGUUGCAAGCUUUUCCUAAAGGUAUAUCAAUACUAAGCGACACGUUAUCCCAGCUAAUAUUAUCAUCAAACAGUAUUGAGAAUGUUCCGUCUGAGAUAAGCCGAUGUUCCCAUCUGCAGUUUCUUGAUCUGGCCAAAAAUUGUAUUGCCGAUCUCCCCAUAGAAUUUGGGGGAUUGAAAAAUUUGAGAGAACUCGUCAUAUCCAAUAAUAAGUUCACAAAAAUCCCGCGAUGUGUAUACGAGCUGGACAAUUUGGAGAUCCUCUUGGCUGCAGAAAACCAGGUCACAGAGAUCAACAUAUCCUCGGAUGCUCUCGCAAAGCUUAAGAAGCUGGCUGUACUGGACCUCACCAAUAACAGUAUUAUUAGCGUACCUCCGGAGCUUGGCAACUUUACACACCUCAGGUCAUUAGAACUGAUGGGUAAUUGCUUUAGACAACCUCGGCACGCAAUACUUGCGAAGGGAACCGCUUCGGUUCUGUCAUAUCUCAGAGAUCGGAUACCUGUCUAG
Pieris macdunnoughi is the source of this 1803-nucleotide messenger RNA. NCBI's taxonomy places the organism in Eukaryota, Metazoa, Arthropoda, Insecta, Lepidoptera, Pieridae. The record is from the annotation of a GenBank genome assembly.